UUAUUUGUUGCUCCAAACCACUAAGCUCACUCGUGUCAGCCGAGCAAAACUUAAGCAGCCAUGGCUGAAGGUCGUCAGCUCGAAGCCCAGAGCGUCGUCGUCCCUACAGCCACCGGAGACAAGGGAGACGACAUCCUCUCGUCGCUUCCGACGAGGGAAGGAUGGUGGACGACGUUCGUCCUCUACGACGGCUGCUGGAUGGACCGGCAGGCAGCGAUGAGCGUGUCGCUGGUUCGUGCCCAGUUCGUGCCACGCGACGACGACGUGCUCCUCGCCACCUACCCAAAGUGCGGCACCACCUGGCUCAAGGCGCUCUCCUUCGCCAUCGCCAACCGCCACCGCCACCCCGUCGUCAGUGCCGGCCACCACCCCUUGCUCACCCAAAGCCCGCAUGACCUCGUGCCGUUCAUCGAGCUGCCCUUCCGCCAUAUCCACCCGCUCGCGGCGGCCCUCGAUGCGAUCCCCUCCCCGAGGCUGCUGGGCACCCAUAUGCCGCACCAUCUGCUUCCCCCGCGCAUCGGUUGCCGCAUCGUCUACCUGUGUCGAGAGCCCAAGGACGUCGUCAUCUCCACGUGGCACUUCAUGAACAAGGUAAUAGAAGGAUUCUCCAUUGAUUUCGACAAGGCCUUCGAGCUGUUUGUCGAUGGGUGCUCCCCCUUCGGGCCGAUCUGGAACCACUACCUAGGUUACUGGAACAAGCACGUCGAGGAGCCCGACAGAGUUCUCUUCCUCAAGUACGACGACAUGAUGGCCGACCCGGCCGGCCACGUCAAGAAGCUCGCCGAGUUCCUCCGCGUCCCGUUCACCGACGAUGAGGUCGACGCCGGCGUCGUCGAGGAGGUGGUGAGGCUGUGCAGCUUCGAGAAGCUGAGCCGCCUACCGGUGAACUCCUCUGUGGUGGCUGGUCGGGUCGGCGUCGACGAGCGGCCAAUGAAGAACUCGGUGUUUUUUAGGAAGGGUAAAGUGCGGGACUGGAAGAACUACUUGACCGAAGAGAUGGCCAAGAAAUUAGAUGCCGCUAUCGAGGAGAAGCUGAAAGGAUCUGGUCUCACCUUAUGAUUAGCUUAAUCUAAUAUCGUUAUGUUGUUUCUUUUAAUGUAUGCUCUCGGUGUGUCUUGUGUACAAGUACAAUAAUCUUCACAAUGCCUUGUAAUUAUGCUAUGUCCAAUUGUAUGCACCAUUGUACAAGAGUUGGAAAUAUUAUAUUCCUGCAAUAAAAUGUGAUCUUUCUUUGUGUUCUUUUUGUAGGAAACCUCAAAAAAGGGCAUGAGCUCUCACAAUUUCACUAUGUAAGAAGAGAGUUGAUCCAGUUUAUGAGGAAAACCGGAUCUAAAACUCUUACAACAACACGGUUUUAUAAGGAAAACUGGCGAAAACUCUGACAUUGUCAUAGUAAGCUAUCCACAUGGACCAAACAAACUAAGCUUAAGACCAACUAUCUAACAAGGGAAAUUCCUAAGAUGAAGCUUCAAAAUGAACCAAGUCCAUAGGACAACAACAACGUCCGAUCCAUAAAGAAUCUAAGGUUCUCACGCGGAGAGAGACCCCUAAGCUAGAGGAAGGCCCUAUAGCAACGCUUCCAAGAAAGUGAACGGUUCCCAAGAGCAUCAUAGUCGCUAGCUCUGGCAAGCCGAGCAAGGCUUUCGCCCCAGGAUUACAUCCAACCACCAAAACCACGAGGAAAGCUACACAAUAUCGUCUGCACACCUAAAACCACCUUCACAGCCAAUGUCCUUGCCUCGAAGUCCAAACACCGCAAAGCCAUAGCUAGCCACCACACCACAGAACAAUGCUCCUCACGAUUGGAAGGGGAGGAGCCUUAUGCACAAGCGGUCUGGGCACAAGCGGCAACGCUUGGCCCGACACCAAGCACCGACCGGCCAGCCAUGCUGCCACCUGUACCUGCACCGCAUGGAGGACGACCGGGCAUAGUUGGAAAUAUCGGCAGAGAGAUGACAACACCGCCAGACAGCCACGCUCCCGAGCGACCAUUUUGUUGCCACCGCCUCAAGGGAUCUAGGCCUCUUGCGUCGGAUCCUCGCUGGGGGAACACCAGAUCUGGACGUUGGGGUGCUAGAUUCAGCUGCCCCCCUCGCCGCUGCCUGCCGGUCCGCUGCCAAACGCACUGUCGAGCUCUUGCUCUCCUUCACCUACCCCGCCGCUAGCAAGUCUCGCCACUGGAACCGGUCGGGAUGUCUGGAUCUGGCCGGUGCAGCGCUCCCCCCGCUGCAUCGAUGCCCCUCACGCUGUCACGUCAUUUAGGGAGAAAGAGAACCCCACCACCGCCGUCCUUGCAGCCUGCCGGUAAGCCAACCUGUUUAGGCGGCGGCGAGGUGGGCGUGAGGAGGGAGGGGAGCGGUGGCUGGUGGAUGGGCGCAGUUCGCGUCGCCCCUAGGACUGGAGCGACCCGGACGGGAGACUGGACUAGCGAGCUAGGACGACGGCGCUUGGUGUGGUGCGUUCUUUCGCCAUCUGGACGGCCGGUGGUGGCUGGAGAUAGGAGGCAGCGUCCCGGAACAAAUGUCAGCCACUAUCUGCCAGACCUUUCAGGGCUCUAACUCCAGCUUACCGUGCAGUAGAAUGAACGUCAGUUCUUGGUCCUUCUUCAUACUUCCAAGCUGCAUAAACGUCACAAAUAGAACAGCACACUUGUUAUUUUCGUACUACAGUCACAGUUUUGUGUUAGUGCAACAACUAUGUCAGCCAAUUGAGCUGACAAAUGAAGCAUACAAAAUAGUGUGUAAGCUCAUUAAAGAGGGGAUAUUUUCUGUUAAAUACUUUUACAGAGCUGAGCCAUC
Oryza sativa Japonica Group (Japanese rice) is the source of this 2798-nucleotide messenger RNA. Its product is annotated as cytosolic sulfotransferase 5. Gene Ontology annotation, molecular function: sulfotransferase activity. Gene Ontology annotation, biological process: sulfation. Gene Ontology annotation, cellular component: cytoplasm. The record is from RefSeq and is a predicted model, not a curated record. Lineage: Eukaryota; Viridiplantae; Streptophyta; Magnoliopsida; Poales; Poaceae.